UCGGGGAAAGCCGUGAGGCGAGGCGCAAGGGGAAAAAAGGGCCAUGGCAGUCUCCACUUGCAGCGGGUCCCCAGACAGUCACAGAAUUCAUCCCUAGAGAAUCAGUAUAGAGUCGUCAUUCAGAACUAGGAUCUGGAGUUAGACUACCUAGGUUUAAACAACCCAAAUUGGCACGUUUGAGGUGUAUGACCUUGAAAAGUGUGUAACUGCUCAGACCGUCGAUUUCCUAAUUUGUAAAAUGGAGCUGAUAGUGCCUCCUUCGUGUGGUUGCUAGGAGGCGGUGCCCGGGAUCGGCAGUAGUCCUCGCUAGAGUGCGGGCGUCGGGACCGUCCAUUGUUGACUGGAAGGGAGGGGUGGGCGUGGCGGAGCCACCUCCUCGGCCGACUCUCCCGGGUCGACCUCGCUCGCCAGUCCUGCAGGAAGGAGCUGCGGCGCCAAGAUGAGCGGAGAGGAGAACCCAGCCAGCAAGCCCACGCCGGUGCAGGACGUGCAGGGUGACGGACGCUGGAUGUCCCUGCACCAUCGGUUCGUGGCCGACAGCAAAGAUAAGGAACCCGAAGUCGUCUUCAUCGGGGACUCCUUGGUCCAGCUAAUGCACCAGUGCGAGAUCUGGCGGGAGCUCUUUUCUCCUCUGCACGCACUUAACUUUGGCAUUGGCAGUGACAGCACGCAACAUGUGCUUUGGCGACUGGAGAAUGGGGAGCUGGAACACAUCCGGCCCAAGAUUGUGGUGGUCUGGGUGGGUACCAACAACCACGGGCACACAGCAGAGCAAGUGACUGGUGGCAUCAAGGCCAUUGUGCAACUGGUGAACCAACGGCAGCCCCAGGCCCGGGUCGUGGUGCUGGGCCUGCUUCCGAGGGGCCAGCACCCUAACCCACUUCGUGAGAAAAACCGGCGAGUGAACGAGCUGGUCCGGGCAGCACUGGCUGGCCACCCACGGGCCCACUUCCUGGAUGCCGACCCUGGCUUUGUGCACUCAGACGGUACCAUAAGUCACCAUGACAUGUACGAUUACCUGCAUCUGAGCCGCCUGGGCUACACACCUGUCUGUCGGGCCCUGCACUCCCUGCUUCUGCGUCUGCUGGCCCAAGACCAGGGCCAGGGUGUCCCCCGGCCAGAGGCUACACCCUAAGCAUCCUUCUUCCCCAUUAAAUUCUCAUUCCUUA
Messenger RNA from Felis catus (domestic cat), 1169 nucleotides. It is a transcript of the gene PAFAH1B3, whose product is annotated as platelet activating factor acetylhydrolase 1b catalytic subunit 3. The record is from RefSeq and is a predicted model, not a curated record. The transcript has 6 exons. Lineage: Eukaryota; Metazoa; Chordata; Mammalia; Carnivora; Felidae. The coding region runs from base 440 to 1135 and encodes 231 amino acids.